UAGUUUUCAAUCCGUGGUGCUUCUUACUCAGUUGUAGUUGUGUCAUCUUAUUUCAGAAAGUGCGAUGUGUAUUGAAUUUUCAGUUAAUCUAUCAGUAUUUUGAAAAACGAGCAAUAUAAUUUUAUGUUUUUUUAAGUACUCGAUUUUAAAAACUAUUUUUGAACGCUUCACACUUCUAUAAUGGCUGCUAUACAAGAUCAUAUUGCAUUAAUUGCCAAAGAUUUUGAUAGACUUUGUAUCAAACCUCUUGAUAGUGCAGUUAAAACUGACCACUUCGUUGACGGAUAUGAAAACCCAGUUUCUUGGCAUAAAAGAUACAAUGUUCCUCGUGAACAACUUACCAAAGACAUUUUAUUUGACAACUUGGAUAUGAAAAAUAUGACCUUAGCUCAAUAUUAUCAUAACAUUCCCGAAUAUAUUAAGUGGAAAUUGUUUGGUUAUAAUAUUGUUAUAUCUUAUGAGUAUAUAUCCAAAACACAAUUAAAUGAAGCUUUAGAGAGUAUAAAUGAUACUGUUGAUAUUUUGUCAUCAAUAAACAGUAAAGAUGUAUUUCUAAACUCUAUAAAAGCUGCAAUAAAACAUGUCACUUAUUCUUUAAAGGGUUAUAUAAUGAGUUUAUGCAAUCUUAAGACAAUGGAUUUAGAAGAUUUUGACACUGUUAAUAAUAUGGAUAAUGUAAAUAAAGCUGCAUUGUUUGGUAUACAGUCAAUAUUUUUCUAUGAGUAUGGAUUACCGUGCAUACAAAUUUCUGGAGAUUGUGCACUAAAAGCUAUAUCAUUAAAUGAUAAUGAAUCAGAGUGGCAUUAUUUAAUGUCUAAAGUGCUUACCUUUUAUUCUAGAAAUAUUGGAAGUAAUCAGUUUUCUUUAGAUGAAAUAGGUGAAGCCAAAACUGCAGUCCGGCUUGGUAACAAACCUCAUCAUAAACUACACUUAGUUCAUGUUUAUCAGCGUAUGAGUAAAAACAUCAUAGAUUUUAAAACUGAUAUACUUGUCUCUGAGGCUUCCUAUAUUUUAUUAAAAGAUGUUAUGAAAGAAACAAAUGAUUUAUUUUUAUUGAAAAACUGUCUUUUAAGUUUAUCAAAAGUAGAAGUAAAAGAACAAAGUUCUGUAAUAUCUGAAACUUUAGAAAAAUUGGUAAAAAAAUUAGAAUCAAGUAACAAUGGGUAUAUACACGGUGCUAUUGGUCAUUAUUAUUUGUUUUACAAAAAAGACUAUGAAAAAGCAAAAUUCCACCUGAAGUUAGCUGUAGAUGUUAAAAGUUUUGGUGCUUCAAUUGAUUAUGUCUAUACAUUUUAUAGAUUAAAUCCCAAUUCGACUCCCGUUGAAAAUAUGUUGGCACAAUUUUUAGAUGUAUUUCCACACCAAAUUCACCAAGAAAAACUCUUAAGUCAAAUAAUUUCAUUUUUGAUUGUUACUAAAAAAGACAUAAUGAAAUCACUGGAAUAUAUAUCACAGAUGCUUACUAUCAAACAUAUAGCUUGUGUGUAUAGUAUGCAAAAUCAUAAUAUGAAAUUUUCAUUAGUACACAAAAGGUUUAAUUUAUUAGAAAUUAUACCAGAAAAAUUACAAGUUGCAAUACAUAAUAAUGAAUUAACUUCUGGUGAUAUUAAUAAGAUAAAAAUAGUACUGACAAAAUUUGAAAUGUACAUUUCUUCUCUAAACCCAAAAAUGGUUAGCAAAAAUAUACACAUGUACAAAUAUAAAGAUAAUGAUAAAUUUAAUGAUAAUAAACAAAUUUGGCGAAAACAUAAAAGUAAUCAAGAUCAAGAAAAGCUAAGAAAUGAAGAAAACUGGAGAAAACUUAAACCAGAAAAAAUGUCUAGAUAUCUUCAACAUAAUUUUAAUAAUAGACCUAAAUCCAAUGAAAAUGAAAGAAAGAAUGUUUUUAUUAAAAAAAAUGAUAAAAUAUUUCUAUAGGAAUAUGAAUUAAUAUAUUUGUUAUUAUUUUUUUUUCCAAAUAUUAACUUAUGUUGUUCACUUUAAUUUCUAUUGAAAACAAAAUAAUUUAUAUUGAUACUCCAUUACUCUUAAAUUUUAAUUAUUUACUUUGAAAUUGGUUAUUUUAAAUGUCUAUUUUCUUUUAGAUAUAGCAAAUGUUAAUGAAAGUUAUUUUUGUGAAAAUUUUAACCCUUUUGAUAUGCUCUUUUUUUUUUAGUAAAAAUAUUUACCAAUAAAUUUUG
Molecule: messenger RNA, 2180 nt
Organism: Daktulosphaira vitifoliae (grape phylloxera)
Lineage: Eukaryota; Metazoa; Arthropoda; Insecta; Hemiptera; Phylloxeridae
Exons: 6
Coding region: 181-1917 (578 amino acids)
Source: RefSeq, a predicted model, not a curated record